Messenger RNA from Epinephelus fuscoguttatus (brown-marbled grouper), 480 nucleotides. Its product is annotated as 60S ribosomal protein L6-like. Gene Ontology annotation, molecular function: structural constituent of ribosome; RNA binding. Gene Ontology annotation, cellular component: cytosolic large ribosomal subunit; ribosome. Gene Ontology annotation, biological process: cytoplasmic translation; ribosomal large subunit assembly. Lineage: Eukaryota; Metazoa; Chordata; Actinopteri; Perciformes; Serranidae. Bases 1 to 480 code for a protein of 159 amino acids. The transcript has 3 exons. The record is from RefSeq and is a predicted model, not a curated record.
AUGACGGUUCAGAACACGGCGAGCGUGGAGGUGGUGUUGGUCCUGCUGAUGCUUCAGAAGGGAGAGGCCAGUGCAGGGCAAUUGGCAGAAGUGACUAUUGCCACCAAGACCACUGAGACCAAGGUGGAGAAAAAGCUGAAUGCAAAGCCCCGGGCAACUGUUGUCAAGACAGUUGGAGGAGACAAGAAUGGAGGCUCUUGUGUUGUCAAGCUACGCAAAAUGCCUCGCUGCUACCCCACAGAGGAUGUUCCCUGUAAGAUGAAGAGUCACGGGAAGAAGCCUUUCAGUCAGCACAAGAGGAAGCUGCGCAGCUCCAUCACCCCAGAAACUGUCCUCAUUCUGCUUACUGGUCGCCACCGUGGAAAGCGUGUGGUGUUCCUGAAGCAGCUCUCAAGUGGUCCCCUGCUCGUCACUGGCCCUCUUGCCGUGAACAGCAUGAACAGCUCUGAAGUUAUUACCGUAAUACAGCUGUUCUGGUAA